Molecule: messenger RNA, 1830 nt
Organism: Lotus japonicus
Lineage: Eukaryota; Viridiplantae; Streptophyta; Magnoliopsida; Fabales; Fabaceae
Exons: 6
Coding region: 226-1548 (440 amino acids)
Molecular function (GO): lipid binding
Source: RefSeq, a predicted model, not a curated record
UAGGAUAAUCCUUCGUGCUGUGUUGCGUGUGAACGCGUUGCGUUUGUUCAAGGUUAGACAACGGAACGCGAACGAACUCGUUGGGGAGCAACAACAGCAACAACACGACGAGUUGGUUUUCCAUCACCAUCAUCAUCAUCAUCAUCACCAUCUACGAGAUUACUAUUCAAAUUGAGAGAUUACUAUUGAAAUUGAGUGAGAGAGAUCUUUCAUUUUCUCGGGAAAAUGGAGGAUUCUUUCUUCGAUGUUGUGGAGUUUCUCAAGAAACCCUCCAUAGCCGAAACAUUCGUCGACAUUUUGCUAUGCGCGGUUCCGAUUUGGCUCGCCGUCAUGAUCGGCUUGCUCAUCGGCUGGUCCUGGCGUCCGCGUUGGACUGGGCUCGUUUUCCUCGGCUUCCGGAGCAAGCUUCGCUUCCUCUGGACUGCGCCGCCGGGGUUUGGUGCCCGCCGCCUCUGGUUCGCCUUCACCGCCCUCUCCGCCUUCUCCAUUUGCCGCACCUUCUGGUCCAAUUUCAAAGGCAAGAAGAAUAAGGCAGAUCCCUCGCCUUCGCAGUCAGAUGACGCUGCCGACUCCAAUUCGGGGAACGCAUCCAAACAGACUACUCGGUCUGGUGAUAAGGCUGAGGAGAGAGGGAAGGAUAUUGUUACACAGGCUGAUUUGGAAAAUCUUCUCCAUCUUCUUGAAAGCAAGGGUGGAGUGAUGGACUGGCAAUGUUUUAUGGAGAGGUCAACGCCAAACAUGCAGUAUCAAGCAUGGCGUCAUGAUCCUGAGACAGGUCCUACAGUUUACCGUAGUAGAACUGUCUUUGAAGAUGCAACUCCGGAGUUGGUGAGGGAUUUCUUCUGGGAUGAUGACUUUCGUCCUAAAUGGGAUGCUAUGCUUGCAUACUGCAAAGUAUUGGAGGAAUGCCCUCAGAAUGGGACAAUGAUUUCUCACUGGAUUAAAAAGUUCCCUUUUUUCUGCAGUGAUCGAGAAUAUAUCAUUGCUCGAAGAAUAUGGCAGGCUGGAAACACAUACUAUUGUGUCACAAAGGGAGUGCCCUAUCCAAGUUUGCCAAAACGUGAUAAGCCAAGACGUGUAGAUCAAUACUUUUCUAGCUGGGUAAUCAAACCUGUGGAAUCUCGCAAAGGAGAUGGUCAGUUGACUGCAUGUGAGGUUACGCUUUUGCAUUAUGAAGACAUGGGGAUUCCUAAAGAUGUUGCAAAGCUAGGAGUCCGCCAUGGGAUGUGGGGAGCUGUCAAGAAACUGCACUCUGGUAUGAGAGCAUACCAGAAUGCUAGGAAAGCAGACGCUUCUUUGUCAAGAUGUGCACUGAUGGCAAGUGAAACAACCAAGAUGCCUUCUGAUAGAAUCAUGCAUUCCUCAGAGCCUGCAUCUUGUGAGGAAGAGAAUGUGCGGACCGUCAGUAAUACCGCACAUAAGGGUAAUGGCAUCGACUGGAAGUGGGUAGCUGUAGGUGGUACUUUUGCCCUAGUUUUGGGUGUUCAUGGUGGUGCAGUAGGGCGAGCAUUGGUUUUGGGAGCAGGGCACAGAUUUGCUCGGAGGUGAGUGAUCUUGGAUCUGGUCAUGGGAAAGUUCCAUCAUCACCCCAUUCGGAAGAUUCAUCAUAUAUUAUAUUUAGACCAUCAUAUUUAUCAAUAUCGAAUGUUAAUUUUGUGGUUAUUUUUUUUAAUUAGUUUGUACCUUGGAUCCAUCUUGCAUUUGCCUCUUAAAAUGCAAAGCUGCAAUUACAUUAUUUUUUUCUAUUAUGGGGGAAAAAGAAAAAAGAAAAGGUUGGGAAUUCUUUCAAGAGCGUCGAUAUUCAAUUAUAGACCACAAUUUUAUCUCUUA